Sporothrix brasiliensis 5110 is the source of this 1215-nucleotide messenger RNA. RefSeq names its product ribonucleoside-diphosphate reductase subunit M2. The record is from RefSeq and is a predicted model, not a curated record. Gene Ontology annotation, biological process: deoxyribonucleotide biosynthetic process. The transcript is spliced from 4 exons. The coding region runs from base 1 to 1215 and encodes 404 amino acids. NCBI's taxonomy places the organism in Eukaryota, Fungi, Ascomycota, Sordariomycetes, Ophiostomatales, Ophiostomataceae. Gene Ontology annotation, molecular function: oxidoreductase activity.
AUGGCCACCAACGUGACCCCGUCCAAGGCUGCUGCCUCUGCCAUCGAGUCUUUCAAGAUCGAGUCGCCCGUCAAGAAGCUGGACUUUGGCGAUGCAAACAAGGAGAACAUCCUCGCCGAGGAUGCGAAGCCCAAGGAGCUGGUGAAGGAGGAGGUCAAGACGGAGGAGGCCAAGAAGGCUGUUGCCUCUACCGUCAAGCCCAGCGAGGCCGACGAGCCACUCCUGCAGGAGAACCCCCAGCGCUUUGUGCUGUUCCCCAUCAAGUACCACGAGAUCUGGCAGAUGUACAAGAAGGCCGAGGCCUCGUUCUGGACCGCCGAGGAGAUUGAUCUGUCCAAGGAUCUGCACGACUGGAACAACCGCAUGAACGAGGACGAACGCUACUUUGUCUCCCACAUUCUGGCGUUCUUCGCCGCCUCUGACGGCAUUGUCAACGAGAACCUCGUCGAGCGCUUCAGCGGCGAGGUCCAGGUCCCCGAGGCCCGCUGCUUCUACGGCUUCCAGAUCAUGAUGGAGAACAUCCACUCCGAGACCUACUCCCUCCUGAUCGACACCUACAUCAAGGAUCCCGCCCGCCGCACCUACCUCUUCAACGCCAUUGACACCAUUCCCUGUAUCCGCAAGAAGGCCGACUGGGCUCUGAAGUGGAUCUCCGAUGAGCAGUCCACCUUUGCCCAGCGUCUGGUUGCUUUUGCUGCCGUCGAGGGUAUCUUCUUCAGCGGUGCUUUCUCCUCCAUCUUCUGGCUGAAGAAGCGCGGCCUGAUGCCCGGCCUGACCUUCUCCAACGAGCUGAUCUCGCGCGACGAGGGCCUGCACACCGACUUUGCCUGCCUGCUGUUCUCUCACCUGAAGAACCGCCCCAGCAAGCAGGUCAUUGAGGACAUCAUUGUCGAUGCCGUCAAGAUCGAGCAGGAGUUUUUGACCGAGGCGCUGCCCUGUGCCCUGCUGGGCAUGAACUCCACGCUGAUGAAGCAGUACAUUGAGUUCGUCGCCGACCGCCUGCUGGUUGCCCUCGGCAACGACAAGGUGUACCGCGCCACCAACCCGUUCGACUUUAUGGAGAACAUCUCCCUGGGCGGCAAGACCAACUUCUUCGAGAAGCGCGUCGGCGAGUACCAGAAGGCCGGUGUCAUGGCCAACAGCGCCAAGAAGGAGGACGGCGAGAGCAACCUAGGCAAGGGCGAAGGCGACUUCACCUUCGACGACGAGUUCUAA